UAAAACCAUCCCCGCCGCCUCUCCCCUCCCGGAGUCCGGGCUCCUCUCGCCUCCCGUUGGGGCCCAUGCACUCUCCCGCAUGGACCCUGAGGACCCCUUCGCAGAAGAGCCGCGGAAGAGCAUGGAGGGGCUCCCGCCUUUCCCGGCGCCCGGAGGAGGAGGAGGAGGAGGGAGCGCGAGCAGCAGCAGCAACCGGAGCGAGGCCCCUCUCCCUGGCCCAGGCUACCCUCCUUUGGACGCCGCCAAGCCCUGCUUGCCUCCCCCGGCCUCCUCUGCCGCCACAGCCUCGCCCUUCUCCUAUGGAUGCUUCCCCGGCGGAGGAGGAGGAGGCGGCGGCGGGGGCGGAGGAGGAGGGGGCUACUAUUCCUACCGCGUGGCCCGCAGCGCCCUCAAGCCCGGGCCCAUGAUGCCCCCGCAGCCGGGCUACCCGGAGAAGUACCUGGAGGUCUGCAACGUGGCGGCGGCGGAGGACUACCCCACGCGCCCGGCGGAGUUCGCCUUCUACCCGGGCUACGGAGGCCCCUACCAGCCCGUGGCCAGCUACCUGGACGUUUCCGUGGUGCAGAGCCUCGGGGGAGGCGGCGGAGGGGCCCCUGGGGAGGCCCGGCACGAGGCGCUCUUGCCCGUGGACCCUUACCACGAACCCUGGGCUCUGGCCGCCGGAGGGUGGAGUGGCCCCGUGUGCUGCGCCAAGGAGCCCAGCCCCGCCGCAGGGCACUUUUGGAAAACCGCUUUUGCAGAGGCUGUGGGGCAGCACCCGGCCGAGGCCUGCACCUUCCGCCGAGGGCGCAAGAAGCGCAUCCCUUACAGCAAAGGGCAGCUGAAGGAGCUGGAGAAGGAAUACUCCAGCAGCAAGUUCAUCACCAAGGACAAGCGGAGGAAGAUCUCGGCCGCCACCAACCUCAGCGAGAGACAGAUCACCAUCUGGUUCCAGAACCGGCGGGUGAAGGAGAAGAAAGUGGUGGCCAAGGGGAAAAGCGGCAGCGCCAACAGCACCGCCAACAGCACCAGCGACACUCCCUGAGGAAGAGGGAGGCCGGGAAGGCGAUUCCGAGGGAGCGGGGUCGAGGAAGGCACCGUGGCUGCCUCCCUGGGGCCCAACGGGGGCAAGAGGAGGCCAAGCUGGGGUGGGAGAACCGAACUAAGACAAAAGAGUGGCCUUUGUGGGGGGCGGGGGGCGACCUCCCCAUCUCCACCCUGCCCAAUUCUAUAUGUACAAUUCAAAUUUCCCUGCUUAUUUUUUUUAAAUAAUUAUAAUAAUUAUUAUUACUAUUUUAUGUUGUUAUUGGGUGCCCCCUUCCUCCGAUUUGCAAAAUGUAGCUGCGACCAUGUUGGGGAGGGAAGGAAGGAGGGGGUUUGGGGAAGAAAACCGUGUGCAAUUGAGAUUUUUUUUUCCUGUUUCGGUUUUUAUUUGUCUGUCUGUGUCUUUUGUUGUUCUGUCCGCCUGUUUUGUUUCCUUCGUGUCUUUCGCUGCCUUAGUAGCCAGGGCUCUGCGCUUUAUAGUCCUCUCUUUCUUUGUACCAAGUUCAAGAACUCUGAACUGCUUUGAGGAAGGGAGAAGAGGGGAAAAAUAAAAACCAGAAGAGAAAAACAGACACGCAAUCGAACCGAGUUUUGAAUAAAUUCUCAACAACCAUCAAGGCUUGGAUUGCUUUCGGUUCCCUUUGUCUCUUAGUCGCGUGGAAAGAAUCCUACUAGCCGGUUGCUGUGAGUUUUCCGGGCUGUGUGGCCAUGUUCCAGAAGCAUUAGUUUCCACUUGCUUAGUUUCCAGCAGACUUAACAACCUUUGAGGAUGCCUGCCAUAGAUGUAGGCAAAACGUCAAGAGAGAAUCCUUCUGGAACAUGGCCAUACAGCCCCGAAAACUCACAGCAACCCAGCGAUUUCGGCUAUGAAAGCCUUGGACAACACAUAGAAAAGAUACUAUUAUUAUUCAGUCACAGAGCAUAACCUAUCUUUUAGGAGACUUGUACGUAGGAGAGAUUUUUUUUUCGUGUCAGGAGCAACCAGAGUUGCUUCUGGAGAUAAUAAUAUUCUGGAGAGAUAAUAAUCUGCAUUACAAUAUUUGAAUUAUCUAUAAUGUAGGUUGACAAUUGCAUGCAUAUAUAUGAGAGCUGACCAGCGACUGAAAGGUUUUUUAAAAAUCCAUCUUAUGGCAAUCGAUGGCAUUCAAAUAAAUCUUCAUCCUACCAAAAACCUCAUGAUAAGUGCCUUCAAAGAACCUGAAAGAUGGGAGAGGUUUGUCUAGUUUGAGAAGGAAAGACCAUCUUUAGGCUGAAGUCUGAACUCAGUGUAAAUAUCACUCAUUUUUGUGGGCCUUAAUUCCAAGUAAACAUGCAUAGGAUGGAGAUUUCUAGGUUCCCUCCCAUUCACUAUAACAAUGAAACUGAGCCGAACUUUCACUCUCUGAAGUUCGAAGUCUUACUUGCUUUGUUUGUAUGCAAUAUAUGGAAUGUUAAUGUAGGCCUGGAAUGGUAAAUCCAUUUCAAAUUAGAGGCUCUUACUGUGGAAUAAAGGUGGACAGGCCUCUUUCAUACA
Anolis carolinensis (green anole) is the source of this 2536-nucleotide messenger RNA. It is a transcript of the gene hoxb13, whose product is annotated as homeobox B13. The coding region runs from base 80 to 1024 and encodes 314 amino acids. Gene Ontology annotation, molecular function: DNA-binding transcription factor activity, RNA polymerase II-specific; RNA polymerase II cis-regulatory region sequence-specific DNA binding. Lineage: Eukaryota; Metazoa; Chordata; Lepidosauria; Squamata; Anolidae. The transcript has 2 exons. Gene Ontology annotation, biological process: regulation of transcription by RNA polymerase II. The record is from RefSeq and is a predicted model, not a curated record.